Molecule: messenger RNA, 564 nt
Organism: Pedinophyceae sp. YPF-701
Lineage: Eukaryota; Viridiplantae; Chlorophyta; Pedinophyceae
Source: the annotation of a GenBank genome assembly
AUGCGGGUGCUCAUGGCCGCGUGCACGGCGACGCGUCGCUGCGGUGCUCUUGCUGCCAACCCCGCGCGCCACUUCGCCUGCGCCUGCCACGGUCCCCGGUCGGCGAUGCCGCUGCCACGCGCUGGGAGCGUCCCGGCACCUCUUGCAACACCAGCGCGCCGCACCUGGCACGUAGCUGGCCGGCCAGCGUCGGUCCCUCGCGCAAUGUCCGGGGGCGCGGCGGGGCCCGACGGCACGUCGUUCGUGGCGUGCUACGUCACGGUGCCCUCCCAGGACGUGGCGGAGAAGAUCGCGGGCCCGCUCCUGGAGCAGCGGCUCGCGGCGUGCGUGAACAUCAUCCCGGGCGUGCAGUCGAUGUACUGGUGGCAGGGCAAGGUGGAGAAAGACGCCGAGUUGCUCCUGAUGAUCAAGACGCGAGCGUCGCUCGUCGACAAACUGACGGAGGCGGUCGUGGCGCUGCACCCGUACGACGUGUGCGAGGUGAUCUCGGUGCCGAUCACCGGCGGGAACCCCCCGUACCUGACGUGGGUCGCCGACUCGACAUCCGCGGGGGCGGCACAGUAG